Molecule: messenger RNA, 606 nt
Organism: Symbiodinium natans
Lineage: Eukaryota; Dinophyceae; Suessiales; Symbiodiniaceae
Source: the annotation of a GenBank genome assembly
AUGUUACCGUUUCCGGUGGGCCGCCUUGUGAGGCGUCCUCAUAUGCAACCUAUAGGGGCUGUUACCAAGAAGGAGCCGAAGACAGAUCUUCGUAUGCAACCUAUAGGGGCUGUUACCAAGAAGGAGCCGAAGACAGAAACAGCGUUGAGAACAGUGUCUGCCGGUGUCAAGCGCAAGCAGUCCGAUGUCAUCCCUAUAGGGGCUGUUCCCUCUGCCGGUAUCCAGUGCAAGCGGUCCGAUGUCAUCCCUAUAGGGGCUGUCCCCUCUGCCGGUGUCCAGUGCAAGCGGUCCAAUGGAAUCCCUAUACAGGCUGUCCCCUCUGCCGGCGUCGAGUGCAAGCGGUCCGAUGUCAUCCCUAUAGGGGCUGUCCGGAAGUAUCAGCCAUCUCAUACCACGCCGAUAGGUGCAGCCACCAACCGACAGCAUGUGGACAUGAAGUCUGCAAAUGCCGAAGAGAUCCCUCAUGGACGGCUUCGACGACUGCUGGGCCUCCUCCGGAAGUACUCCGACCAGCAGGGCCUUCGUUUCCUCCCUCUUGGCGCGUGCUCCAUCAGCGAGAAGUUCGCAUACACGUAUGGGGCGGACAAGCAGAUGAUAGGGAUCUAG